Messenger RNA from Parnassius mnemosyne (clouded apollo), 912 nucleotides. NCBI's taxonomy places the organism in Eukaryota, Metazoa, Arthropoda, Insecta, Lepidoptera, Papilionidae. The record is from the annotation of a GenBank genome assembly.
AUGUUUCUACAAGACGCACAGUCUCCAUCUAUCGAAGCUGAAUGUAAAAAGUCCGGGAUCGAAAUUGAAGAUAUUAAUAAACUAAGAAAAUGGCUCAACACCCAACCACACUUACCCGCUAAAUAUAUAACAGAUCUCGACCUCAUCCUUGUGUAUCACUCUUGCAACCAGAGCUCGGAGGUCGCUAAACAAGUACUUGAUCUCAAUUAUACGUUGCGUACGCUAUUCACGAACGUAUUCAAAAACAGGUGUUUGGAUGCUCGGACCCUGAACGCCUUGGACGUAGUAUUAACGACGCCUUUGGAGAUACGUUCGUAUGACCAUUCAGCCGUCUCCUACCAUCGCCUCAUUGAUUGCGAUACGAGGAAAUUCGUCUUAGAAGAUUGUGUAAGGGUGGCGUUGAUGCUCCUUGACAUAUGGCAAAGCAAAACGGGCACUUGGCCCGGUUUCGUCAUUGUCGUAGACCUGGAAGGCGUGACGCUCUCGCAUUUAGGCAAACUGGAUAUCACACACGUGCAACAGUUCAUAUAUUACUUACAGGAAGCGAUGUUUGUGAAACUAAAAGCGGUACACUUUCUGAAUGCGCCACCGUUUAUGGACAAACUUCUUAUGUUAAUUAAACCAUUCCUGAAAAAAGAACUUUUAAAUUGUUUGAUGAUUCAUAAGACUGGCUCACGGACUAUCGGUGAGCACCUGCCAAUUGAAGGUCUACCGAAAGAAGCUGGAGGACAGUACAAGACGUUUUCAAAAGCCAAAGAGGAUAUCCUUGCAUUAUUAAAAGCAAACGAAGAUUUCUUCAUAUCGGAGGGCAAGAAGAGAGUGGUAGAAUCUCUGAGACCGGAAAAACCGAAGAACAUUGCCGAUUUUUUUGGCGGCAUCGAGGGCUCUUUCAAAAAACUUGAUAUUGACUAA